Messenger RNA from Populus euphratica (Euphrates poplar), 1509 nucleotides. RefSeq names its product porphyromonas-type peptidyl-arginine deiminase family protein. The record is from RefSeq and is a predicted model, not a curated record. Lineage: Eukaryota; Viridiplantae; Streptophyta; Magnoliopsida; Malpighiales; Salicaceae. The transcript is spliced from 11 exons. The coding region runs from base 132 to 1274 and encodes 380 amino acids. Gene Ontology annotation, molecular function: protein-arginine deiminase activity; agmatine deiminase activity. Gene Ontology annotation, biological process: putrescine biosynthetic process.
CUGUGGUCGUAUUUGUUUUUACUUGCCAGCCAAUAACAAAACAUCGACACAGCGCAGUCUCUCUCUGUUCUUUGCCUUUCCUUAAACGGAAGCGAGAAGAAUUCACUCAAGUUCUCUUUGGAUUUAGGGAGAUGGUAGUGAUAAGAGAGGCACCGGCUGUUCAUGGAUACCGCAUGCCUGCGGAGUGGGAGUCCCACUCACAGACUUGGAUGGGCUGGCCUGAGCGCCGGGAUAACUGGCGAGACAAUGCAUUACAUGCACAACUUGUUUUCACCAAAGUGGCAAUUGCAAUUUCAAAGUUUGAGCCUGUAACUGUCUGUGCAAGCUCUGCUCAGUGGGAAAAUGCACGAAGUCAGCUACCAGAACAUGUGAGAGUUCUUGAGAUGAGCAUGAAUGAUUCUUGGUUUCGUGAUAUUGGUCCGACUUUUGUUGUUAGGAAAAAUGGAUCAAAUCAUGGUAACCUCGAGCAACACAUUGCAGGGAUUGAUUGGAAUUUUAAUGGUUGGGGAGGGGUUGAUGAUGGUUGUUACCAGGAUUGGAGUCUUGACCUUCUCGUGGCAAGGAAGAUCCUAGGAACGGAAAAAAUUCCAAGGUUUCCCCACUUUAUGAUUCUUGAAGGUGGAAGCAUCCAUGUAGAUGGAGAUGGGACAUGCCUUACCACUGAGGAGUGCCUCUUGAACAAAAACAGGAACCCCAAUUUGACCAAAGAACAGAUAGAAGAUCAACUUAAGGCAUAUCUCGGAGUUCAGAAGGUUAUUUGGUUGCCUUAUGGAUUAUAUGGUGAUGAUGAUACUAAUGGUCAUAUUGACAAUAUGUGCUGCUUUGCAAGGCCUGGUGUGGUUUUGUUGUCUUGGACUGACGAUGAAAAGGAUCCCCAGUUCAAACGAUCAAUGGAAGCUUUAUCAAUCCUCUCCAAUACUAGUGAUGCUAAUGGUAGGAGAUUAGAAGUAAUUAAACUCCAUGUGCCAGGACCACUUUAUAUGACAGAUGAAGAAGCUGCUGGAGUUGUUCAAGAUUGCAAUGCCAAACCAAGACUUCCAGGUACCAGACUUGCUGCAUCUUAUGUAAACUUCUAUAUUGCCAAUGGUGGGAUCAUCACACCACAGUUUGGGGACCAGAAGUGGGAUGAUGAAGCUGUUCGUGUUCUCUCUCAAGCUUUUCCAAAGCAUGAAGUGGUGAGAAUCGAAGGUGCAAGGGAAAUUGUUUUGGCAGGGGGGAAUGCACAUUGCAUUACUCAGCAACAGCCAGCUGCUCUCUCUACGUCGAACUGUUAAACAUGGUUGAUUAUGCAUAAAUGCCGGCAUGAGUUGCGUUGGUAAUAGCUUUAGACUAACAAUUAAAUUAUGUACCAUGAAGGUAAACUUAUAUCUUCCCUUUGAUCCGUGUGGCAUUUAUCUGGCAGAGAUGCUAAUGCAAUGCAUGCCCUAGAACAGCACGCCAAAAUAGAAAUCGACUUUUGAAUCAUCGUAUUAUACCUAAUUAAGAUGUUGAAUUUGCAUUUCUAGGCCA